Danio rerio (zebrafish) is the source of this 1900-nucleotide messenger RNA. It is a transcript of the gene cnr1, whose product is annotated as cannabinoid receptor 1. Gene Ontology annotation, cellular component: presynapse; mitochondrial outer membrane; membrane. Gene Ontology annotation, biological process: cell communication; signal transduction; signaling. Lineage: Eukaryota; Metazoa; Chordata; Actinopteri; Cypriniformes; Danionidae. The record is from RefSeq and is marked validated. Gene Ontology annotation, molecular function: cannabinoid receptor activity; G protein-coupled receptor activity.
GAGAGAAAGAGAGAGAGAGAGCAUCUGAAGGCUCAUUCUGCAGCGGAGCAGGACCAGUUCAUCUGUGCAGACGGAGCGGACACCUGCGCGAACUAUGUGAAGGUUUCCUCUAGAGCAUCUCUGACCAUGCUGUUCCCGGCCUCAAAGUCCGAUGUUAAAUCUGUCCUGGACGGAGUGGCGGAAACCACCUUCAGAACCAUCACCUCCGGCCUGCAGUACAUCGGCUCCAAUGACAUCGGCUACGACGACCACAUUAUUGACGGAGACUUCUCCAAAAGCGGAUACCCUCUGCCCAAGCCGUUCGCAGCCUACCGCAGAAGCUCCUUCGCGGAUAAAGUAGCCCCAGAUGAGGAGCUGAUCGUCAAAGGUCUCCCCUUUUAUCCCACUAACAGCUCUGAUGUUUUCGGUAAUUGGAGCCAUGCUGAAGACGGCAGUCUGCAGUGCGGGGAGAACUUUAUGGAUAUGGAGUGCUUCAUGAUACUGACUCCCAGUCAGCAGCUAGCCAUAGCGGUGUUAUCUCUAACUCUGGGGACGUUUACGGUGUUGGAGAAUUUGGUGGUGUUGUGUGUGAUUCUGCAGUCGCGUACGCUGCGCUGCAGGCCGUCCUACCACUUCAUUGGCAGCUUAGCCAUCGCUGAUCUCCUCGGCAGUGUUAUAUUCGUCUACAGCUUCCUAGACUUUCACGUCUUUCACCGAAAAGACAGCCCUAACGUUUUUCUGUUCAAGCUAGGAGGCGUUACGGCAUCCUUCACCGCUUCUGUGGGAAGCCUGUUUCUCACUGCCAUCGACCGAUAUGUGUCCAUCCAUCGCCCGCUGUCGUACCGGCGCAUCGUGACGCGCACGAAAGCAGUGAUCGCCUUCUGCAUGAUGUGGGCGAUCUCUAUUAUCAUCGCCGUGCUGCCGCUGCUGGGCUGGAACUGCAAGCGGCUCAACUCGGUGUGCUCCGACAUCUUCCCGCUCAUCGAUGAGAAUUAUCUGAUGUUCUGGAUCGGCGUGACCAGCGUUCUGGUCUUAUUCAUCAUCUACGCGUACAUGUACAUCCUCUGGAAGGCCCACCAUCAUGCAGUGAGGAUGCUGAGGCGCACGUCACAGAAGAGCCUGGUCGUGCACUCGGCGGACGGCACAAAGGUGCAGACCCCCCGACCGGACCAGGCACGCAUGGACAUCCGUCUGGCCAAGACGCUGGUGCUGAUCCUGGUGGUGCUGGUGAUCUGCUGGGGGCCUCUGCUGGCCAUCAUGGUGUAUGAUCUGUUCUGGCGGAUGGGGGACAACAUCAAGACCGUGUUUGCGUUCUGCAGCAUGCUGACGCUGCUCAACUCCACCGUCAACCCCAUCAUCUACGCACUGCGGAGUAAAGACCUGCGCCGGGCCUUCCUGGCCGCAUGUCAGGGCUGCCGCGGCACCUCCACCACCCCCCUGCAGCUGGAUAACAGCCUGGAGUCGGACUGCCAUAGGAACCAGCACCGCGCUGCUGAGAGCUGCGUCAAGACCACUGUGAAAAUCGCCAAACUGACAAUGUCCGUCUCAGCGGAGACCUCGGCCGAAGCCGUCUGAUUGUAUGAGCAGCGCAGGGCUGUGGAAAGUGCAUGUAGAAAUCUGUUAUAUGGAUGUGUGUAUUUAUAUACACACACUACCUGUACCUGACAAAAGUCUUGUGGUGGAUUUCAGUUUAAGAGCAACAAAUAAUAUCUUGACUUCUUGGUGAUCAUUUGGAAAAGUGUCAGAAGGUGGAUUAAUCCCAUGAAUCAUCUGCUGAUCUGCAUCCCAAUCAUCACCAAUACUGCAGAAGACCUACUGGAACCAGCAUAGACCAAGAUUCUCAGAGAAAUCAGUCAAGUCUGGUGAAGGAGAAAUCAUGGAUUGGGGUGGAGGACAUGACUUUUGUCAGGCAUUGUGUAAU